AUGACUUCCAUCCUACUACUGAGUAGGGAAAAUGACUAUGUAGAAAUUCAGACUGCUAUAGGCGAGAGUAGUAGCAAUAUUUUGGGUCCGAAAUCCUAUGUAAUAGGACAUGUGGUACUGCAGACCAUGAGAAAACAUCAAGUCAAAAGGAGUAAAUGUGCACCUAGUGGGGAUAGAUGCAACUGGGCAGGACAUAGGGAGGACUGGUCUGAUGCACGGGAAUGUCGGGUCAGGAUCGGACAUGCAUCGGACUGUCGGACUUGGGUCGGGGUAGUCAGAAUCACAAUAUCAUCAAUGAGCUGGGAUAUCAGAUUGAAGGUCAGAGAAUGUCACGACACAUACAGCAAUGAUUCGAAAAAUGUGAGGUAUCUCAAGCAUAGGGAAGCUGAUGCGAUGAUGUGCGAGGGUGUCCGAAGGUGGUCCGAUGCGCGGGAACUUUCUGAGUGCAUGUCCGAAAAUGUGCUGUCUAUCUCUGUCUUCAUCGGCGAGGGUGUGAACUGUGCAAUGUCUGAGCUUCUGAUGCGAUGGCUGAAGGUCUGA
Molecule: messenger RNA, 540 nt
Organism: Suillus bovinus
Lineage: Eukaryota; Fungi; Basidiomycota; Agaricomycetes; Boletales; Suillaceae
Exons: 6
Coding region: 1-540 (179 amino acids)
Source: RefSeq, a predicted model, not a curated record